Messenger RNA from Erigeron canadensis, 2484 nucleotides. RefSeq names its product protein NPGR1. NCBI's taxonomy places the organism in Eukaryota, Viridiplantae, Streptophyta, Magnoliopsida, Asterales, Asteraceae. The record is from RefSeq and is a predicted model, not a curated record. Gene Ontology annotation, molecular function: protein binding. The transcript has 6 exons. Bases 198 to 2333 code for a protein of 711 amino acids.
UAUUAUUAACUUUUAAACAACACAUACAAACUACAAAAAAUAACCACAUUUUGAAGCCAUUGUGUGACUAAAUUUGGAGGUGGGAUUUUGUGAUGGAAUUGGCACAUUAGACUAUAGAAAAUAAAUGCUUGUUGUGUAACAGAUAAUAAUAAGUAAAUUAUUUCUGGAUUUUGUGUUGGAAUAAAGAAACCAGAAAUAUGUUGUGUGCUUGUUCUGGUGAGCAAUUUAAGGUAGAAGAGCCGAUUACUCGGUCACCCGAGUCGUUGGCAACGAGGGAUUUCUCGGCUAGUGCUCUUUCGUCUCGAACUGGCACUGGAGACUGGGAUUCAAAGUUUGAAGAUGCUCAAGUUGAUGAGGCUGAAUCCACUCUUAAAGAAGCCCUCUCUUUAAAUUAUGAGGAAGCUAGAGCUCUGUUGGGUAGACUUGAGUACCAGAGGGGCAAUUUUGAUGCUGCCCUUCAAGUUUUUUACGGGAUCGAUAUUAAAAGUUUGUCACCGAGGAUGAUCAAGGCCAUUAGUGACAGGACUGUACAACGGAAUUCAAAAGCUAAAAGGGAAAAUAUCUUGGUAGGUGUGAUGUCGCUUCAUUCGGUUAGCCUGCUUCUUGAAGCAAUCUUACUUAAAGCAAAGUCACUGCAAGAGAUGGGUAGAUUUAAAGAAGCUGCAAAGGAGUGCAAGAUGAUUUUGGACGUAGUUGAAUCGGCAUUACCGAAUGGAAUCCCUGAAUCAAUAGCGGAAGACUGUAAAUUGCAGGAAAUGUUUCAUAAAGCGUUAGAAUUGCUGCCUAAGUUGUGGAUAGAAGCUGGGAAUUUAAAUGAAGCUAUUAUUGCAUAUAGAAGGGCUCUAGUUAAGCCUUGGAAUUUAGAACCACAAAGAUUAUCGACCUUACAAAAGGACUUAGCCGCUAUAUUACUCUAUGGAGGCGUUGAAGCAACUCUCCCUGAAACCAAACCAUGGGAGCCGUCUUAUCCUAAAACCAACAUAGAAGAAGCACUUCUUUUGCUGUUUAUACUCAUGAGAAAGGUAUCGUGUGGAGAAAUAAAAUGGGAUCCUGAAAUUAUAAGCCAUUUGACUUUCGCACUGUCUACAUGUGGCCAAUUCGAGUGUUUGGCUAUACAUGUCGAGCAGCUUCUUCCCAGUGCAUAUAAACGAACUGAGAGGUGGUAUUUUCUCGCUCUCUGUUACAGUGCUGCUGGUCAAGUUGAACCAGCAUUGAACAUGUUAAAGAAAAUUUCAGGGUCUUCUGAAGCAGAGCACGAACCUCAUAUUCCUUCUCUACUUUUGGGCGCUAAGUUAUGUUCUCUUGAUUCUAAUCAUGCUCAUGAAGGGAUAAAUUUUGCCUGUAAAGUAAUUGAAUUGAGUGAUCAUGCAAAUGGACAUUUCCAAAGCAUUGCUCUUAAGUUUCUUGGAGUUAAUUAUGGGAAUGCAGCAAGGGUUUCUUUAUCGGAUUCUGAAAGAGUAUUUUACCAUGAAGAAGCUACCAACUCUCUUAAUAAAUCUGCUUCAGUUGGACCUAAUGACGAUCCUGAAGUUAUGUUUUAUCUGGGGCUAGAAAAUGCUUUGCAAAGAAAUUUGGGGGUAGCAUUUAGUAAGAUUAUGUUAUAUUCUGAUAUGCUUUCUGGGAGCUCAGCCAAGGGUUUUAAAUUAUUAGCUCUAAUAGUAUCUGCUGAGCAACGAUUUGAAGACGCCGAGACCAUAGUAGACAUUGCUUUGGAUGAAACGGGAAAGCUUGACCAAUUGGAACUCCUUAGGUUAAAAGCAGUGCUUCAGAUUGCUCAAGAGCGGCCCAAACAUGCGAUAGAAACCUACAGGAUUUUACUAGCUCUAAUUCAGGCACAUGGCGGGCAUCAGAAAGAGACCUUAAAUUCUGCUCAGGAAAAAGAGAGAAAAUUGGAAAUGGAAGCUUGGCUUGAUUUAGCCAAUGUAUACACCAAGCUUGGAUCUUUAUCUGAUGUUGAAAUUUGUGUUGAUAAAGCCAAGUUGAAGGAAUUCUACUAUCCUCGAGUUUGGCAUUCGACAGGGUUGUUAUGUGAAUCUCAAUCAUUACACCAAGAAGCACUCGUUGCCUUCUCGAUUUCACUUUCAAUAGAACCAGAUUAUGUCCCAAGUAUCAUUUCAACAGCAGAAACAUUAAUGAAAUUGGGUGGUGCUGAAACACUUCCAGUUGCAAAAAGCUUCUUGAUGAACACAUUGCGGUUAGAACCUACAAACCAUGAUGCUUGGUUUAACCUGGGUUUGAUCUGCAAGAAGGAAGGUUUGAUGCAGCAAGCUGCUGAUUGUUUCCAAGCUGCACAUGAGCUAAAGUCUUCAGCUCCAGUUCAGAGCUUUGUGUAGUAUAACUAGAUUUUUGCAGAUUAGAAUCUAAUAAACUGUUGUUAGUUAGAGUAAUGAGUCUUGUGAAUACACAACAGUUUGUAUAUCCAUGUAUGUGGUGAGAACUGUUAUUUGGUUUAAGAUAAUCAACGGGCAACUCGAUUUUGGGUAA